Messenger RNA from Cucumis melo (muskmelon), 1643 nucleotides. Its product is annotated as FAD synthetase 2, chloroplastic-like. Gene Ontology annotation, biological process: riboflavin biosynthetic process; C-terminal protein methylation. Gene Ontology annotation, cellular component: endoplasmic reticulum. Gene Ontology annotation, molecular function: protein C-terminal S-isoprenylcysteine carboxyl O-methyltransferase activity; FMN adenylyltransferase activity. The transcript has 5 exons. Lineage: Eukaryota; Viridiplantae; Streptophyta; Magnoliopsida; Cucurbitales; Cucurbitaceae. The coding region runs from base 85 to 1173 and encodes 362 amino acids. The record is from RefSeq and is a predicted model, not a curated record.
AUAUUGGGGAAGGCAACAAAAGGAAGUCUGUGCCUCUCGUUACUUCCCCACUUGCCGCCUCCAUUCCGUCCAAAGCGGCUGGCGAUGUUGGCUGCCAGCGUUCGCGUUUCUCACCAUCUCCGGGAGUUCGACUCUCACUUUGCCUUCGGAUUAACCUCCGGCCUUACCUCCUCCGCCAUCCUUCUCUUUCCUCCCAUAUGGCCUCGCAAUCCCACUUCUAAUUUUCCUUCAAUUUCUCACCGCUCUCAACCACGUCGGGUUUCUUUCUUUUGCUCCAUUGUCCCCUCCACUUCCUCUGGCGAAAUUCCCGUUCUCUCAGAUUGUUUUGGUUCACGAGAGGAUGAUCGUGAAGUCUCUGUGGCAGGAGGAAUAGUAGCAUUAGGAAAAUUUGAUGCUCUCCACGUUGGUCAUCGAGAGCUUGCAAUUCAAGCAUCAAUGGUUGGAUCUCCAUUUCUAUUGUCAUUUGUUGGAAUUGCUGAAGUACUUGGUUGGGAACCUAGGGCUCCCAUAGUUGCUCAAUGCGAUAGGAAGCGAGUUCUUUCCUCAUGGGCACCAUACUGCCAAAACUCAGCUCCAUCAGAAUAUCAGAUUCAAUUUUCGAGCGUCCGUUAUCUUACUCCAAGAGAAUUUGUUGAAAAAUUAUCAAAGGAGCUUCGUGUUUGUGGAGUUGUGGCAGGGGAAAGCUAUAGGUUUGGAUAUAAGGCAGCAGGUGAUGCAGCAGAGCUGGUGAAACUGUGCGAGGAAUAUGGGAUAAGUGCUUAUAUUAUAAAAUCUGUGAUGGAUAGAAACCAAAAAGUUCUUAAUUCUGCCAAUUCAAAGGAGAGAGGACAAGUGUCUUCUACUCGGGUUCGCCAUGCACUUUCCAUAGGAGAUAUGAAAUAUGUCUCUGAGCUUUUAGGCCGCAGGCAUCGUCUUAUUUUGAUGGAAAAAGGCCUAGAGGGAUUUAGCAAUACCAAUAGCAGAGUGUCAGCCCCAAGAUCAUGUUUAUUAAAUUUAUCUCCAAAAGAAGGUUUCUAUAAUAACUGUUUUCUCUGUACAACUGAUGAGAACCUAAUUCCAUGUCGGGUAGCUAUCGACUCCACUCAUGUUCACAUAGAAAUGGAUGAUAUAGGUACAAUCCAUCUUGUAGGAACACAAGACUGCGUCAAUAUUGAAUUUGGCGAUGGAGUAUGAUUGUGUUGGAUUUCACCUCCUUUUAUUUUUCUAGAGACAAAAGGAAUUCCUGGAUGACCUCUCUUAUAUUCACAUACUGAAAUGUCUAAAUCCCUUGGACUCUGAAUUAUAUAUAUACAUCAGCGAGAUCCAUAAUUUUUCUUGCAAAGAGAUGUGGAGCUAAUCUGGUGAUUCAAUUUGAGGGCGUUUCAGCAAUAAUGUUCUAAAUAUAUGCAGACACGAAACACGGUUUCACGGGCUGAUGUGGAUAAUGCAAUCAUUUACAGCUGGUUCAGUGAAGUUUUACAACUUAUUUUUGGCAGGAACAGUUUAGUAGUUUCCUUCAGCUAUCUGACAGAUUCAAAUGACCCAUUUUUUUUCAAGUAUGUAUUAGCUAGAGCACAUUGUUUGCAAAGUAUUUAUUAUAUUUAUGUCUUCAUGUACAUUUAUCUGGAAACAAAUAAUUCAAAAGGCAUCGUUUUAUGUUGGAA